Ochotona princeps (American pika) is the source of this 1384-nucleotide messenger RNA. RefSeq names its product LRP2 binding protein (gene LRP2BP). Gene Ontology annotation, molecular function: protein binding. The transcript is spliced from 9 exons. Bases 299 to 1342 code for a protein of 347 amino acids. The record is from RefSeq and is a predicted model, not a curated record. Lineage: Eukaryota; Metazoa; Chordata; Mammalia; Lagomorpha; Ochotonidae.
AGUCUUAACUGGAAACUCAUCCCUGAUUGGUGAACGUAGAUUGCAGCAGUAGAAUGCCAAGGAGUAAACACAACAGCAUAGCAACAACUGAGUUUGCAGUCUCGCUGCCCUCAGGCUAGGCCAACCUGGACUCCUUCAGCCCAGAUGACGUGGCCUUGGCUUUUUAUAUGAAGGUUCCCAUUUACCAUUCAGUUGUGAUCCAUCUUACAGCAUGGCAAGGCAGUACAGACGAGAAGAUAAAACUGAUCAACACAGCUAAAAUAAAGUACAGUUCCAGGAUAUACCUUGUGGAAAUAGGAUGAAGUUAACCAGUGAAAAGUUACCCAAGAAUUCCUAUUAUGCCUCUUUAUCUCAUUAUGCUGCUAAGAACCAAAAAUUCUUCCAGUGGAAGAAGAAGACUGAUUGUUACAGCCAUGCUAAUUUGCUGGAUAAGGCACUGCAGAUCUUGAAGGAAAGGAUAAGAAAAGGGGAUGUUCUCGCCUAUUUUCUACGAGGUCAACUCUAUUUUGAAGAGGGAUGGUAUGAAGAAGCCUUGGAACAGUUUGAAGAAAUCCAGGAGAAAGAUCACCAAGCAACUUACCAGCUAGGAGUGAUGUAUUAUGAUGGACUGGGUACCACAGCCAAUGCUGAAAAAGGUGUGGCGUAUAUGAGGAGAGUUCUUGAUUCGCCAUGUCCCAGAGCAAGACACUUAAGAUUUGCAGCUGCUUACAACCUUGGAAGAGCUUAUUAUGAAGGACAAGGUGUCAGACGAUCAGAAGAGGAGGCUGAAAGACUGUGGCUGUUGGCGGCAGACAAUGGAAAUCCCAAAGCUAGUGUGAAGGCACAAAGUAUCCUAGGAUUGUAUUAUUCCACCAAAGACCCUAAGGAGCUGGAAAAGGCAUUUUAUUGGCAUUCAGAAGCAUGUGGCAAUGGAAGUCUGGAGUCCCAGGGUGCACUCGGUCUCAUGUACUUUUAUGGCCAGGGCAUCCGCCAGGAUACUGACGCAGCGUUGUACUGCUUAAGAGAAGCAGCGGAGCGCGGCAAUGUCUACGCUCAAGGGAAUCUUGUGGAAUAUUACUAUAAGAUGAAGUUUUUUACAAAGUGUGUUGCGUUUUCCAAAAGGAUUGCUGACUACGACGAGGUUCAUGAUGUCCCCAUGAUAGCCCAGGUCACGGACUGUCUCCCAGAGUUCAUCAGCAAAGGCAUGGCCAUGGCAUCUUUCUACCACGCACGGUGUCUGCAGCUGGGCUUGGGGGUCACAAAGGAUGAAGAAGCUGCUAAACACUAUUAUACCAAAGCAUGCCGUCUGAAUCCUGAAUUGGCAGAUGAACUCUACUCCCUACUCAUUCAGCAAAGAAUUUAAGCCACAUAGCACUGCAACAAAGACUCAUCAAUCUGAACACCA